AUGUUCUCCUCAACGACUCGUCAAAUCCCAGGAGUAAUCUCCACCCGCCUCUCUCAAUUAGCCCGACCGACCCACCGCCAGUACUCGACACCUCGACCCCCGCCACGCUCACCCGCCCCUCAAAGCAAAUCCAACUUCCCCGUCAUCCCCAUCGUCAUCCUCAUAGCCAUCAGCUCCGGCUCCUACGCUCUCCUCGUCAAGUCCCGUACCGGCCAACCAACCACACGUGCUAAAUAA
Molecule: messenger RNA, 237 nt
Organism: Penicillium brevicompactum
Lineage: Eukaryota; Fungi; Ascomycota; Eurotiomycetes; Eurotiales; Aspergillaceae
Exons: 1
Coding region: 1-237 (78 amino acids)
Source: RefSeq, a predicted model, not a curated record